Molecule: messenger RNA, 312 nt
Organism: Drosophila guanche
Lineage: Eukaryota; Metazoa; Arthropoda; Insecta; Diptera; Drosophilidae
Exons: 4
Coding region: 32-244 (70 amino acids)
Source: RefSeq, a predicted model, not a curated record
CACAACAAAAACCAAAACCAAAACCGCAAAUAUGUCGAAAUUCGUGAUGGUUGUCCUGGCAUUUGCCGCCGUCUGCCUGAUCCUUGCCAGCGCCGCGCCAGCACCUGCCACACAGCUGUUGGAUGCACAGACAGCCAUCCAGAAGAUAAUUGCUGCCUACAAUCGUAUUCCAGGACGCUCAAUCGUCCACCCGUGGGAGGUGGCCACCGUAAUUGAUCCCAACACAUUUGUGGUCAACUAUUAAAAGGACUCUGCCCAGUGCCAUGACAACUUGUACAAAAUCUAUCUCCCAUUGCGCCACCCAUUGAUAUU